Trichomonas vaginalis G3 is the source of this 2892-nucleotide messenger RNA. Its product is annotated as protein modification by small protein conjugation. Gene Ontology annotation, cellular component: nucleus. The coding region runs from base 1 to 2892 and encodes 963 amino acids. Gene Ontology annotation, molecular function: ubiquitin conjugating enzyme activity. The transcript has a single exon. Gene Ontology annotation, biological process: DNA damage response; protein polyubiquitination. NCBI's taxonomy places the organism in Eukaryota, Parabasalia, Trichomonadida, Trichomonadidae. The record is from RefSeq and is a predicted model, not a curated record.
AUGCCUGACAUCAGCAUUACUUUUAAUCGCCAGACGGUUAGUUGGUAUUACUCCGAUGAUUGGACUGUGUCUAAGCUGUGUAAUGAUAUACAAUCCAAGCUUAACCUCUCCAAUCAGAUCUAUCUUGGUCUCUAUGGUAGUGUCUUGGAUCCAAACACAUAUGUAUUGGAUACUACGCUUGUUCAAGAUAUCAUUACAGUUCUUGAUCAUAAUUUCCUUCCAACAAUAAAUUUGCCAGAUGAUUAUGAAGGUGACCCUCCAAAAGGACAUUUCAGAGUGUAUUCAACAGUUACAUAUGAGUCACUAACAAAAGGCAUUUUCAUGCCAGUUUCACCUGAUUUAGACUUUGAUUCACAAAGGGCUCACAUCAUCCAAGAAAUCGAAAAGACAUAUAAUAUUCAAGACAUUGAUGUCAUUGUAUAUUUGCCAGGUGCUAUUCCUUAUCUCCGUGGAACAAUUAAUGAUUUCUUUUCCAUUUACACUGCUGCAAAGAAGGUUUUGUAUAUCACUGUUGUAAGUAAAUCAGUUUCCACAUUCAGAGGUCUUUCAUUGCCAUCAUAUUACCAUUCAGUCAAAGCAAAUAUUUGUGCAAUUACAAAUGAUCAACAGAAAUUCUGUAUCUCUCCAUUAAACAACCUUCCAGAAGACACAGUUGUCUUAGGAUCAGCUUUAAUGGGCUUGUUAUGUGUCACAGAUUACAGAAUUCUCCAAAAGAUCAUUGGAUGGUUUGAGAACAACACAAAAUAUGCUCCAUGCAUCAUUGCUCUUCAUGACAUCCAGAAGAAAGCUUUGAUAAGGUAUCACCACAUUAUUACCAUCACAACAACUCUUUUUGCUAUUGUUAAGAAUAUUUACAACACGACUUCGAUUAACUAUAGCCAAAUCUUAGAUUUCUUCAAAUAUGUUGAUCACCAUUCACAAAGUUCUCCUUCAAGAGUUACAAUGAACAUCGCCCCAUUCUUGAACACAUCAACAGGACGCUAUUUCUUCCUGAAUUUCAGCGAUUAUGAAAGCAUCUCCACAUAUAAUUCAGAUUUCUCAAGAUGCUUUGCCACAACAAUCAAAAGAUCAUUACCUGAAGUCAAAGAUUUGAAUUCCUCUCAGAGCCAAAUAUUCAGAGAAUUCAAGAUUAUUGAAGCAAUCUCAAAUCCUAAUCCGAUGAUCAUCAGGGGAAACAACACAUUCUUACUUUCCCUUGGAACAUGCUACAAACAACAAGACAGUAAAAGCAUUGUUUCCCAGAAACAAAUCCAAUACAUUGAUCCAAAAGAAGGAGAAAUAAAGGUGGAAGUUAUUGACACAAUGGCUGAAGCUCUAAGAUCUAAAGGUGUUGUAAUCGACACUCCAAGUGAAACACAACAAAUCAACAUUAUCUGCAUUGAUACAUCAGGAUCAAUGGGCGGUACAAGCCUUGAAAUUGCAAAACAAUGCUUCAAAAUCAUUGUUAACAGAGCUUAUGAAGUCGGCCCAUUAUCACUCUGGGGUUUGUACAUUUUUGAUACAACGCCAAAAAUAAUUUUACCUUUAUCUCCAAUUCCAAACGAAUUUCACAGAGCUGUCGAUACAAUUAGAGCUUGGGGUUGCACUGCUUUAUACCGCUGCAUUGAAUUAGCACAAGAUGAAAUCAAUGCAAAAGUUAGGCAAAAACCAGAAUUCAAGAAUGCAAUUAAGAGAAUUAUUGCUCUUACAGAUGGUGGUGAUAAUGAAUAUCAUUAUAAAACGAAUAAUCACAUGCAAGAACUAGCUGAUAUUGCAAAUGGUUUAGUUAGAGACGGAAUCGUAUUUGAUUAUAUCGAAUUGGGAGAUGAUCCAGAAUAUCCACCACAAAACAUAGCAAUUAACUCAGGAGGAUGCUAUCUUCAGUUCUCCGAUAGAGAUUUCAUCAAAAAAGGAAACAGACAAAUCGAUAUCACAAAAAUUAGACGAAUCUUUGAAAGUGAUGGUUUCUUCAACUUAACACUCAGACAAUUUGGACCAGUUAAAGGCAAUUGUGUUGAUAGAGAUAUGACAGUGAAACAUUCUCCAAUCUCAAUAGUUCCUGUGAAGAAUUUCAAUUAUAAGCAAGAAGAACUUGAGACAUUGAAGAAGAGCAUUUAUCUCUUGGAGCAAAAGCCAGAAAUUACUCAACUUGAAAACGAGAUUUUGUUGAACAUGAAGGAUUGUGCAAUUCAUUUCGAAUCACAAAUCAAUAAGAAUUUCUACUUCUUCAUCAAGAAACCUUCUCCUAACGAUGAAGAUAAACAAUUCGGCAAAUACUGGAAUGUAUACAUGAGAACAAAGAAAGAUUCGCCAUAUGGUGCAAACAAAUGGUUGAAACUUGCAGUCAUCAUUCCAAAUGGAUUCCCAGUUACAGCUCCUGAAAUCAGAUUCUUAUCUGUUCCUUUGCAUCCAAAUAUCACAGCUGAUGGUUCAAUCAACAUCGAUGUUUUGAGAACAAGACACAACUCCAAUGUCACAAUCUUCUUUGCACUUCUUUCGAUCAGAAACAUGCUUUCAAAGCCAGAUUUCAAGAAUAUCCAGAACAUGGAUGUUUUGGAGCGAAUUACGCCAUCAGUCGAUCUGAUUUCUAUUAUUAGAAAUUCAAGCUUCUCAGAAGUAAGUUUGCCAGCUUACAAUGAAGAUUCAAGCGUAAUUGUCAAACUCGGAAGAGCGAGAACAGUCAAACCGAAAUUCUGUGACCCAUUCUCAUUCACAAGAAUGGAACAUCCAGUUAAGGCAUCAUCCGGAAACUACUUCGAAAAACAAGCCUUAAUCUACAAAUUGAGCCAAUCAAAUGGCAAUCUUAAUGAUCCAAUCAAUGGCCAGAAGAUUCAAGACGUCAAAAACACCCCUGAAGAUCUCCAGUUCUUAGGAUUCAUCAGAGAAUACAUGAAGAAGUAUAACGUUGAAUAA